Molecule: messenger RNA, 1575 nt
Organism: Papaver somniferum (opium poppy)
Lineage: Eukaryota; Viridiplantae; Streptophyta; Magnoliopsida; Ranunculales; Papaveraceae
Exons: 2
Coding region: 144-1421 (425 amino acids)
Molecular function (GO): protein binding
Source: RefSeq, a predicted model, not a curated record
UAAGUUGUGUCUCUAAAAAGUCGUAAUUCAUAUAAGACUCUUCCUCGACACAAAAAUCUCCCUGAGUCGUCGCUCGUUAAAAUUUCUAAUUUAGCCGGCUGACUGGACUAGAACAAAAAUGGAAUCAACUUCAUCUUGUUGAAAUGGAAUCAUCUUCGUCUUGUUGGAAUAAGUUUUGCUUUCUGCGAGGAAAGAAACAGAUCAUGAACAAGAAGAGAAAAACACAAGGAACUGGAGAGAAACAGGAAAAUCCAGAAAAGAGGCUCAUAUGCAGCAGGUCAACUGCUACUGCUGCUACUACUACUUCAAUUGCUGAACUUCCUCCGGAAGUGAUUUAUGAGAUCCUAACAAGAAUAUCAGUAGCUCCACUUCUUAGUCAUUGUCGAUUAGUUUGCAAGGAAUGGGAGAGGUUAACUUACAAUUCUGAAUUCAAACUCAUUCACUCCCAAAGGACUCCAACUAUUUCAGGUUACUUGAUUCAGAUAUCAAACCCAAGGGAAGAACACUUCAGCUUUGUUUCGUUGGUAAACCAAUCCCCUGCACUUCCGUCUCCUACACUUGAUUUCUUACCAGGGCAUGUAGAAAUCCUAUCCUCAUCAUCCCCUCAUGGUUUGCUUUCUUGUGUCAGUUACAGCAAGCAAGCUGGCACUUCAUACUACAUUUGCAAGCCAUCCACGGGAGAAUCCCGAAAGAUUCCAAGCCCUAAGACAAAUCAAUAUCUAACUCUCAAGACUGCCAUUGUUGUUAAAAAGUCUAGCAGCCCUAUGCAUUAUAACAUAAUUCGCUUCUCCACUUCUCCUGGUUAUCUUGUGUAUCACUGUGAGAUAUUCGACUCAGAAAGCUGGGAAUGGAUAAUGCUUGACAACAUAAUUGUUGGUAGCGACGAUGAUCAAUUCAAACCUUCUUCUUUUCUUGGAUCAGCGACUGAUCCUGGGAUUCUCAUACAUGGAGCCAUUCACUGGCUAUCAUAUGACGGACACAUUACGGCACUAGACACCAAUAUUUACGGUGGAAGUUGGAGGACCAUUUCACAACCAAAUGAAAAACUGGAAGAUGCCGGUGGCUGGGGUGUUGAGAAGAAACUAGUAGAAUGUGAAGGAGAAGUAGGCUUGCUAUACCUUGAAUUGUUUGAAAAAUGGCUGGAGCUUUGGGUGUUAGAAGACUACUCUUCAACAGAUGAAACAAAAUGGUGCAAGACAUACAGAGUAGACCUGGGACUCACUAACCUCGGACUUCUUGGAUCUGGUAAAAUACUACUCGACUUGUAUACCAAACAUAUCAUUCUAAUGAAGAUUGAGAAUGAUAUCAUUUGGUAUGAUUGCAAAACUGGAACCAAAACUGUGGCCCUUCAACUUCAACCUGGAUUUUCAGUUCUACAAGUUCACCAAAUUUACUCUGAUUUACUUAAUUGCUUUCUUUGAUAUACUUUUUUUUUUUGGAAGCAUGUUCUCUUUGUUUAUACACUUCAAAGUGGGUUUGUAAAUUUGUGAAUAAAAAUUACAGUACUACAAUAACUUGUGGGCUUUGUAAUGCUAGCUAACUGAGGUUGAUUUUUCUUAUUUAUAUUUGUGAAAA